CUUCCGGAACCCUUGGGGACGCAGAGUUUACAUUACCGUGUAUGAACCGUUACUUUUGGGGGAGUGGCGAGUAGUCUUCUAUAAAGGCGUAGCAGUGAUUCCGGCAAAACUUUAACAGCCCAUUGUUAUUUUAUUAAAUUAGUUGUGUAGUAACAUUUGGAAAGGAACUUGGCGUUUUUAAGAUAUAUAAUGAAGGACAGUUUUGAAGGAAUUGAAAAGUUCGACAGUCCCGGGAAAGGGCGAGGACUCCGGGUCACCAAACAUUUCCAAGUUGGGGAGCUCCUUUUCGUCAGUCUUCCAUAUGCUUACGUUUUGACUGCCAGCGAAAGGGGAUGUCAUUGCGAAUUCUGCUUCACAAGGAAGGAGGGCUUGGCAAAAUGUGGGAAGUGCAAGAAAGCAUUCUAUUGCAAUGUGAAAUGUCAGAAAGGAGACUGGGCGAUGCACAAGCUAGAGUGUGGGGCCAUGACUGCCUUCGGGGAAAACUGGUGUCCAUCUGAUACAGUCCGACUGGUGUCAAGGAUCAUUGCUAAACAGAAAACCCAGAAAGAAAGGAGUAUGUCAGAGAAACUACUAUUGAUUGGAGAGCUGGAAUCACACUUAGAGGAUAUGGACAAUGAGAGGAGGGAGACAAUUGAAGCAGACAUAGCCACCCUUCAUCAGUUCUACUCUAAAAACCUAGAUUUUCCCAACAAAACAGCCCUCUUCACACUCUUCUCACAGGUCAACUGUAAUGGCUUCACUGUAGAAGAUGAGGAGCUGUCUCACAUGGGCGCAGCAAUCUAUCCAGAUGUGGCCCUGGUUAACCACAGUUGUUGUCCCAACGUCAUAGUCACAUACAAGGGGAACAUGGCAGAGGUCCGGGCCGUCCAAAAGAUGGUGCCUGGGGAAGAGGUCUUAACCAGCUACAUGGACCUCCUCUACCCAACAGCAGACAGAAACAAGAGGUUGAGAGAUGUCUACUAUUUUACUUGUGACUGCAAAGAAUGCAAAACCAAAUCUAAAGAUAAGAUGAAGUUGAAGGUGCGUAAACUGAACAAACCUCCUGGACAAGAGGCGAUAAGCAACAUGAUUGGCUACGCUCGGAAUGCCAUAAAAGACUUCCGCUCAGCCAAACACCAGAAAACCCCUGGUGAGCUGUUGGAGAUGUGCCGACUUAGCUUGGACAAGAUGGGUGAAGUGUUUGAGAGCACAAAUGUGUACAUGCUGCAUAUGAUGUACCAGGCCAUGGGAGUGUGUCUCUACAUGGGCGACUGGGAUGGAGCCAUUCAUUAUGGAGAGAAGGUUCUUAAACCAUACAGUGUAAUAUACCCUCCCUACUCCUUGAAUGUGGCCUCAAUAUGUCUGAAGUUGGGUCGUCUGUACAUGGGCCUGGAGCAAAAAUCUCAGGGUAUUGCAGCCCUGAAGAAGGCGAUGGCGAUAAUGGAAGUGGCACAUGGAAAGGAUCACCAGUACCUGGUAGAACUUCGAAAAGAGAUUGGGAUACAGAAAGGAAGUAACCUCGUACACUAAAACUAAACUGAUAUCAAUUCUCUAUAAUACUUUUCACCCAAUGAGAUGCCUAUUGUACAGCUAGUUUAGUCAAAGCCAUUAAGCUUUAAAGGACCCUGUCACAAUGUGUUUAGCAUUGUGAUUGUUGUUUGGUAUUAACUCCUGUGUAGAGUGAGUGCAGAAAACACAACCUUCCUUUGGUAAUGGUCACAGACACUGUCAUACAAUAUGUAUGUAGAAGAAAAAGUACCAAGAACAGGCAUAUAGAGAAAAUAAUGUUUUAUUGCAUAAUAAGCAAGGGUGACAGCUUGGUAAAUAUCAAAAAACUUUAUGGCAAAUGUAUACAAAACAUAUACUGUACAUACAACAUAUAUUGAAAGUUUCUUAGGAAACAUGCCAAAACACAGAGGAAAAUAAAACAGUAACAUUGGAAUGCAAUGUUGGAAAAAUUCUGUUUCAAAACAAGAAGAAGUGCAAUAGAACACUCAUUUGUCAGGAGAAUAUACUUGAAUAUGUAUGAAUACAUAUAUGUACAUAUAAAAAAGCAUGCAUAGUUUAUUCAUUUGCAGUAUUUUUAAGGUACCAAGUCAAAGCAAAACAUUUUACAUCAAUAGAAAUCUAAUCUUGCUACCCAGUAUACAAACAUCAAUUUGGACAUGGGUGUCUUUGCAUCACAACUCACAGAGAUAGAAAAAUGUGAAGACAGAGAAACACUUGGUGAACAUGAAAUGGAUAAAAUUGAGCCACAAAUUCCUAAAAGAGACAUAUUUACCAUUGUUCAAAAACAGACGGUUGGUCACUGAAAGCUUUUUUGGUACGUAUCCCAUGUUGGCUGCUAUAUGGUCUAUAAAACAUAUCUGGUCUGUAAUACAAAAUACCAAUCAGAACAAUGGAUAUACCAUUCAGACACCUUGGAUUGGUCUUGGACUCUAUACUGACACCCAGUGACAACACCAUUCUAUCACAUACCUCAAAUCCUCUUUCCCUAUUAGAAACAAACAUCAGGGCUUUGAAGGUACAACAAUACUGUAACUGUUUUCUCUUAGGGCUCAGUUCUAUCUGUUACCUUAGACAUUCUCCAUUUCAUAUGAACUGCUUUGGAUUAAUCUGAUUAUUGGCAGUUUUGUACCCUGGUUUUUACACACAGUUACGGUAAAAUAUAUUGGCACCCUUGCAAAUUUUCAGCCAUCAUCCAGUAUGCACCUAAAAUGUGUCACAGGUAAGAUAAAUUACACAAAUGUAAUAAUUUUAAUGAGGCCCUUUUUGACUUGUGAAAGUGAACAUUUUUAAAUGUUUGGGUUUGGGUUCAAAUGUAUUUUCAAUUUCAACUCAUAAAAAAGAGAGAAUUGUGCAAAUGUGCUAAUAACAUUGUCUGUAUAUGUGUAAUUUACACACCUGAAUGUCUCAGUCUGUUUUAGCAAACUAGAGCCGUACUGGUGUCAGGGUUAAAGACAGGUAGCAUCUAAAACAUUGGGAACUGUGGUUGUUGGGUAACAUUUAAAGUCAUGAAAAUAACUCAUGUUUCUCUUUUAUGAAAAAGGAUGGGAUGCCUAAAAAAACAGCUUGAGAAAAUACAUGUAAAAUAAAAUUACAAUGCAAAUGUC
This is a messenger RNA of Esox lucius (northern pike), 3092 nucleotides long. RefSeq names its product N-lysine methyltransferase SMYD2-A. Gene Ontology annotation, molecular function: protein binding. NCBI's taxonomy places the organism in Eukaryota, Metazoa, Chordata, Actinopteri, Esociformes, Esocidae. Gene Ontology annotation, cellular component: nucleus. The transcript has 12 exons. The coding region runs from base 190 to 1509 and encodes 439 amino acids. The record is from RefSeq and is a predicted model, not a curated record.